CCUCCACAGCCAGGCUGCGGUUCUCUCAAGGAUCUAUUUCAAGCUGCAUCUAUUCAGUACAGGAAAUCUGGAAGAAGGCCAAGGAAUUGGAGCUUGGGCUUAUGGAUCUAGAGCAAGAUGGAACACAUAUAGAUCAUAGAGCUGAAGUUUAUACAGAUCCAAUAUCUCAAGAGUACCAGCGUCCUCCUACUCAAAUGAGCAUUCAAGAGCAAGACCGAGCAUCCACGUUUUCAUAUCAACAGCAGGGAAACCCAUCAUUGACAUUACAUCAGCAUUCUACAACAUAUCCCCAUGACCAUCCAUUGCAUCUUAAUCGAGGUCCUACACCACCAAGACCAGUACCACAUGCCUUGGGCUUUGGGCAUACAUCCUUCCUUGGCCCUGGAGCAGCUAAACCACAGCUUACACAUGUGCAACCACGAUAUCAAUCAGUACAAGAGGCAGGUCGCUAUCGUGAAGCGCAUGACACUCCACCAGUGCAGGCUCAUUCGGGAUCAAAACGACCUUUCCACUCUGAUCAGAGGAUGUAUUUUUUGGGAGAUGAGCCCAUUUCAUCACAGGACCGUAACCGACCAACUGUAUAUCCUCAACACCAACAGCAUCAGACAAAUGAGAUGACAAAUAAGCUGUCAUCAGCAAUAUCGCCUUCACCCGAGAAUGUCCCUGGGCAAUCUUUACCCUCUUUAACUCGUCGUAGUCCUGCAGCUACAUUACAGGAUCCUAUUAUUCAUCCAGUGUACCGUCCACGUCAAAGAUCACUACCUCAGGUGCUGGAGUAUAGGCGGAAAAGUUGUGAUUCGCCAUACCAUUUGCAAUCGGAUCAUGAUGGAGGGCCUAGGUCCAUAUCUCCUAGCUUAGCUACAACGCAGCAAAGUCCCCCGAGGACACAGUAUAGCACAUAUCAAUCAUCUCUUUCACAAUCAGGCAACACAGAUGAUCUCCGCAGCUCCAGGUAUGUUCCAGGACAUGAUAUACACCAUCCAGUGCAUCAUCCACACCAGCAACCCCCCCACCUACCACCUACCUUUCAUAGAACACGUGCAGGAGCAGACAGAGAUAUGCAAGACGCGCCACUAUUCUCACGGCCACAGCAACAGGCAAGGAUACCGCAGCAAGCUCAAAUUCAGCAUGAGUACAUUUCUGGCCAACAAAGCAAAGCAUCUGCUCGGAUAAACACAGAAGAUGGACAGAAUAAAAGUGGAAAAGACGUUGGUCUUGGUCAUACAGAUGUGACAGACAACAAAAUGUCCUCAGGUAUUGUUGGUGGGGGCGGCACAGGGAUGAUCCAGUAUAACUCGAAUGGAGAACGAAGAUUGUCUCCCGGUGGUAGCCAUUCUACGCCCACCACUACAACUUUACUGAUACCGUCUGGGCCAUCACCACCCAUUAGCGCAUCGGGAGCUCUGCCCGUGUUCUCGGCUUUAUCUUCAACGUUUCCAUUCUCUCCAGCAGGAAAUGCUGCAGGCCAAGGACUGGGUUUGGCGUUUGAUGCAGGAGGAAGCGGAGGAGGUGGACGCACUAACAGUGGUAGUAAUGGCCACAAAAUGGGCCGUGAAAGUAAUUCAGGCGGAGCAAGGACUCAAUACCAUGCGCCAUUGGAGCCAGAAGUUAUUGCUAGACUGGAUGAGCUUUUUUUCAGGUUUCUGCAACGGAUAUGUUCAGACUUGAAGGCAAGCGAUUCACGAGGUGAACAAAUUCACCAGCCUCUCAUGGCCAAGAAGAUGCAGCGUCUCGAGGCUUCUUCAGACUUUCGGCCCUUCAAGUUCAGGAUCCAAGCCUUUACAAACGCGUUUCACGAGUCACUGGUACAACAUGGUCUGACUGAGGACAUUCUACCACUUCGUAAAGUUAAGGUCUAUCUUUGGAAACACAGGUAUAUUUCUCGGUUCAAUGAGGAUGGGAAGAAGCAAAAAUCAAAAGGAAAUCAUGUUUGGAAUAUCGAGGCUCGAAAGAUCCCCGAAUCAAGGCUAGCCGAUAUUAUUGCAGUAGGAGGAAUUGGUAUUGUUACGUCCUCUGGAGGCGUCUCGGGAAUCACUACUGGUCCUAUCAGUUCUACAAUGUCUCCAUCUGAUCCUCCAAUUCGGUGGGAAUUCCGUGAAUACACCAGCCGGAUAGCAGGGCAGAUUAUUAAAUAUGCUCGAGUUGGUGUCCCUUAUGUCUAUACACCACGGAUCUGGGAUGCUCAGAUGUCGUGCCCACAAGCUGAAUAUAGUAGUCCAUGGCUUCCGGCCUGGCUAAAAUGGCACCGCGGAGAACUUCGUGGGAUCCCUGGACCAGAAGACAAAUCCUGUACAAUUACUGUUGUUGCGGAGUAUAUGCGUGAAGGUGAAAAAUGUCAUCUGGAGCUCACUUAUCAUUUGACAGUUUCGGAUCCUGAAAAAGAAGGGGAGUUGAUGGACUCUGCAAAUGAAGAGGAAAUGCCCAUGCAUGAUGGUGAUGAUAGUGCUACAGUUCCAGCAACAGAGGGUUUGAGUCAAGGAGAAGAAGAGGACGACGUAGAGAUGUUGGAAUAUUCAUGCCAAUCUGAUCCGCAUGAUUCUCAUACCUCAGGAGUAACACGAGGACGAGGCGGGCACCGUAAGCAACGGGACCGUAAAGCCGGAACAGCAGAUAAGGAAUCAAAGAUCAAAGAAAGACAACAAAGCAAACGACGCAAGCAAGCAAAGUAAUCAGUGAUCUAGACUUUCUCUAAUAAAGGCA
Messenger RNA from Lobosporangium transversale, 2700 nucleotides. RefSeq lists its product as hypothetical. Lineage: Eukaryota; Fungi; Mortierellomycota; Mortierellomycetes; Mortierellales; Mortierellaceae. The coding region runs from base 102 to 2669 and encodes 855 amino acids. The transcript is spliced from 5 exons. The record is from RefSeq and is a predicted model, not a curated record.